UGGCAACACCGAUCAGUUGUGUGCGUGCAAAAGAACUCGCUUGUCGUGUUGCGGUGCGUGUGCUUUCUACAAAUUGACUUUCAUCGCCUCCGGAGAGAGGCGGUCGCGGCGCGCACACGGCGGCAGCGACAGCGGCAGAGCGCGGGACGCUCUUGGGAGGCACCACCGGCGGCAAGACGGACAGCGCGCGGCAAUCGGGGCCCGCGCGCAGCGCCUCGGGGCGGACGCCCGUCCCCCCGCCGAGGCGACGCUGGGUCCCGCCCUCCUCGCUGCGACACCAUGAAGUGCCCGACGGAGAUGCCAAACACGACAUCAUAUUCCGUAAGGUCCGCGGCAUCCUCAACAAACUCACGCCGGAGAAGUUCCAGAAGCUGAGCGAUGACCUUCUCGGGCUGGAGCUCGACUCGGACAAGGUGCUCAAGGGCGUGAUACUCCUCAUAUUCGAGAAAGCACUCGAUGAGCCCAAGUACUCGUCGAUGUACGCACAGCUGUGCAAGCGGCUCAGCGAAGAAGCGCCCAACUUCGAGCCGCCCGGACAACCCUGCACAUUCAAGCUCUUACUACUCAACAAAUGCCGCACCGAAUUCGAAAACCGCGCUCAGGCUUUCGCCGCGUUCGAAGACAAAGUUCUCACUCCAGAUGAAGAAGAGAAGCGGCACCUCGCCAAGUGCAAAAUGCUGGGAAACAUCAAGUUCAUCGGCGAGCUGGGCAAGCUCGAGAUCCUGGCGGAGUCUAUCCUGCACCGCUGCAUCCAGAACCUGCUGGCGCGGCGCGCGGCCGCCGAGCACCACGAGGACCUGGAGUGUCUCGCGCAGCUCGUGCGCACCUGCGGCCGCGUGCUCGACUCGGAGCGCGGCCGCGGCCUCAUGGACCAAUACUUCGCACGCAUCGACACGUUGUCGCACUCGCGCGAGCUGGCGCCGCGCAUCCGGUUCAUGCUGCGCGACGUGGUGGAGCUGCGGCGCGGCGGGUGGGUGCCGCGCGCCGCCGUCACCGGCGAGGGCCCCGUGCCCAUGGCGCAGCUGCGCGAGGACGACGCGCCGCCCGCCCGCCGCGAGCCGCUGUUCCGCCGCGCGCGGCCGCUCGACGAGAUGCUCGCCGGGCUGCACCUGGCGCCGGUGGCGGCGGAUGCGCUGGUGCCGCCGCCCGACAAGCUGUUCGGGAACGGGCUGUUCCGCGGCCGCUCGGCGCCGGGCACGUACGCGCGCCAGCCGCCGCUGCACUACUCCAAGCCGCCGCCGCCCGCCGGCAAGGAGCCGCGCGCGCCCAAGGCCCGCGUGCCGCCCACCACCGCGCUCGCCGACGUGCAGAUGCGCCCCGCCGCCAACUCGCUCAUGUUCACCAACCGCAUCUCCAAACCGCAGCCUCAGCUGCCGCUGGCGCCCGUCCAGCAGAACGUGCUAUCACCCUCGUUUGCGAGUACGCCACCGCUGAUGAAAGAACCGGCGAUAACUAUCAAAUCGGCUCCGGACAAAAAAGACAAACCGAGAAAGGAUAAGGGCGUGAACAAGGAGGAGGCGUGCAAGCUGGCCAUCGAAGCAGUGGAGGCGGUGGCGGCAGAGUGCGGCGCGGAGGGCGGCGGGCCGGAGCACGUGCCGACGGCGGCGCCGCUGAAGCGACUGCAGGAGCUGCACCUGCCCGACAAGGUGCUGCGGCGCGCCAUCGCCGCGGUGCUGGAGCACGCGCUGGCGGGCGGCUCGGAGUGGGCGGCGUGCUGCGUGGUGCGGUGCGUGAAGCGCACGCCACAGGCGGAGGCGCUGCGCUCGCUCGUGCUGGCGGCGCACCCGCACGCGCGGCUGCCGGCGCUGCUGGCGCACGCGGCGGCGCAGCGGCUCGUGGCGCUGGCGGAGCUGGGCGCGUGGUGCGAGGGCGGCGCGCACCACCCGCUGCUGCUCGAGGUGCUGCAGCAGCUGCGCGCGCUGCUCGGCCUCGACCGCCUGCGCGAGCUCUACGACGAGAGCAAGAUCAACCUGUGCGCGUACGUGUCGGGCGCGGUGUCGGGCGCGGUGGUGGAGGCGGGCGGCGAGGCGGGCGCGGAGGCGGAGGGCGCGGCGCUGGAGGCGCUGGAGGCGCGCGGGCUGGGCGCGCUCGUGCCGCAGCUCCGCGUGCAGGCGCAGCUCGCGCGCCAGCUGGCCGCCGAGCCCGCGCCGCAGCCGCUCUACCGCUGGAUCAAGGCAAACGUGGAGCCGGCCGUGCGCCAGACCGCCGCCUUCGUGUCCACGCUCGUGGCGCUGGUGGCGGCGCACGUGACGGCCGCGGCCGGCUCGGCGGCGCCGGCGCCCGACAAGGCGGCGCUGGAGCGCGAGAAGGCGCUGGUGGAGACGUACGCGCCGCUGCUCACGGCGCUGCUGGAGACGCGCGCCGACCUGCAGCUGGCCGCCGUGUACGCCGUGCAGGUGCACGCGCACCGACACCGCUACCCCAAGGGGCUGCUGCUGCGCUGGUUCAUGUACCUCUACAACCUGGAGGUGUGCGAGGAGGACGCCUUCCUGCGUUGGCGCGAGGACGUCACCGACGCGUACCCCGGCAAGGGAGAGGCACUCUUUCAGGUGAACACGUGGCUGACGUGGCUGCAGCAGCAGGAGUCGGAGGACGAGGAGGCGGAGGACUAGACGCCGCUCGCCAUGUUCGCCCCCCGCGUCUCCGCGACACUGGCUGCCCGCAAGCCGCACCGCUUUUAUUUCGCGCUCAUCUCAUUAUAAAUAUAAUUAAGCCAAAUAGUUAAAAUACCUACGUUUGUUACCCUAAACGCUCGCCCGCCGCGGCCGGCGACUCCAGUGUUAAAUAGGACAAUUUUUAGGUUACUAUGUGAACGAAUAUUAGUAUCUCGAGAUAAUUUUUUUGUAGGCCUUUUACUCAAUUUUGAUACUUUUUACAAAUGUAUACAAUGUAUAGUGUUCGUUUGGACGUAUGGUUGCACCACUGUCUGCCCCUCAACCCAAACCCUACCACUCUCCCUCCGGCCCUUACACCACACACACACAGAGAGCGUGUUUUAGUUAAAAUUGUAUAAAUAUAUAUACAUAUGUAUACAUAUAUAUGUGAAGAACUUAAAUCAAUUUUUAUAAUUAUCAUGAUUUAUUUGAAUGCUAAAUGGACUUAGUGAAUUACUGUAAGAAUGCUUAAAUUUCAUUGUAUUAUCAAAUUGUAGAAUUUUGUAACUAGAUAAAAUACAAAAUAAAAAAAUCAAACAGUUCCCUCGGGCAUAAGGAAUGUAUGUGGAGUGAGUUAUAAUAAUGUUGUGAAAUAAUGCAAUGCAAGGUUAAAUAAGUAACAUUGGUCAAUAUGUAUUCAGGAUGGAAAAUAAACUUCAGUGUAAUUUA
Manduca sexta (tobacco hornworm) is the source of this 3323-nucleotide messenger RNA. It is a transcript of the gene NAT1, whose product is annotated as eukaryotic translation initiation factor 4 gamma 2. Bases 477 to 2612 code for a protein of 711 amino acids. Gene Ontology annotation, cellular component: eukaryotic translation initiation factor 4F complex. Lineage: Eukaryota; Metazoa; Arthropoda; Insecta; Lepidoptera; Sphingidae. The record is from RefSeq and is a predicted model, not a curated record. Gene Ontology annotation, molecular function: translation initiation factor activity; protein binding; mRNA binding. The transcript is spliced from 7 exons.